Messenger RNA from Fusarium musae, 615 nucleotides. RefSeq lists its product as uncharacterized. Bases 1 to 615 code for a protein of 204 amino acids. Lineage: Eukaryota; Fungi; Ascomycota; Sordariomycetes; Hypocreales; Nectriaceae. The transcript has 2 exons. The record is from RefSeq and is a predicted model, not a curated record.
AUGAUCUUGGGGGCAGGCGGAAGUCUACCAACAACCUACAGAAUUUGUUAUGCAGUAUUUCAGGGACUGCCGAUCCCAGAAGAGCUUGCCGAGGGCGAUUUUAACUACAAAGAAAUCACAGAUCACUUGGAAUUCAUGAAAAUACCCGUGUCGUAUGAAAGCGUCACGAAAUGUUACCGGGAAACACUGCAACACGCCAAGGCUACAAAAGGCCUGAUUACAAAAAUCGUCAUUCAUAGACAACCCUUUGAUGAGGCCACCUUCGAGGAGGCAAACCGCCUUCUUACCUACAAUGAUGAUCCCAGCCCGCAAGAGCCUUGGGCCGCCCACGGCGGCGGCGGAAAGUAUCGUCAACCGGGUACGGCCCAUGACCAGCGUUUCUUGGAUGGCUCUCAGAUCCCCUCUGCAAUGCUCGGCAUGAUCAACGAGCUUGCGACGGAAAUGAUAUCCCUAGAUAUGACCCCGCUCCCGCUCAAACAGGAGGAUGUCCAAGAAAGGAUCUGGAGAGCCUGCCGAUUCUGCCACCGCUUCAUCCUUAUUCGCCCGUUUAUGGAUGGAAACGGGCAGCUGGCGUAUGCCCUGCGGUUUAUGGACUUUCUAUCUAUGAUCGAAUGA